Rosa rugosa (rugosa rose) is the source of this 2065-nucleotide messenger RNA. RefSeq lists its product as uncharacterized. Gene Ontology annotation, biological process: negative regulation of DNA-templated transcription. NCBI's taxonomy places the organism in Eukaryota, Viridiplantae, Streptophyta, Magnoliopsida, Rosales, Rosaceae. The record is from RefSeq and is a predicted model, not a curated record. Gene Ontology annotation, molecular function: transcription corepressor activity. The transcript has 5 exons. Bases 403 to 1071 code for a protein of 222 amino acids.
UAAGCAGAUAAUGAGUAGUUAUCUGCAGAGUAAGUGGAUUAUAUUUUUUAUGUCUUUUAAUUUUGUGAUUUAUCAUAUUACUCCUACAAUAUUAAAUGAUCUAAAGAUUAAUAGAUCCUUUCAGACCUACUUUGAUUGACAAAGUGAGUGAGUUUUGUUAGAUGAUUUAUGGAAUACAUUUUGUUAUAUACAUGAUUUCAAAUAAUCAUCUCUAUCUUGCUUGAAAUAUCCCAAUAAAAACAGUUUCAACAAAAGUAGGCAUUGCUCGAAAUUAAGUCUCAAUUUAAUUUUGGCGUGGAAUUUGAAAAUUUGAAAUUCCCAAAAAAAACUUGCCGCGAGAUUUUGGAGCCAAAUUGGAGCCCCUCCUAGUGGGUCGAGCCCCACUCUUUUAAAAGUUCGUUUAUGUUUCCCGGUUUCCUUACCAGAUUUCAACUCCACCGAAAGACCCACACCCACACACGCCGACUCAGAUCUGAAAACAUGUUAGUUCAGAGCUGUAUUCCGAGUUCAGUUGAAGUAAGGAAACAAGAUCUUUGCAUUUCCGUACUUAAAACGUAUAAGCUCCAAAAGAUUUCCCUUCAUAAAAGUUGUGCUGCUGCUCAAGUUUCCGGAAUUGAUGACUCUAUUCAGUCGUGUAAGCUGUGUGGUAAAUCCGAAAACGUAUUGAAUCUGUUACUUUGUGAUCGUUGUGAGGAAGCGUUUCAUGUGUCUUGCUGCAAACCCAGGGUGGUAUUGCCAAUUGACGAGUGGUUUUGUCAUUCCUGUGCAAAAAUAGAUCCCAAAAUGUCGGAGAUUAAUUCCUUCUUCUCCAAAUCACGUACUAUUAGUCAGGGGAUUGGCCCAUGUCAAUUUGAAUUCGGUCCAGUAUUGGGUCCAAUAGCAGCCAUGAUCAAGUACCCGGACCCAUUUAUUUCUAAGGUUCGAAUUGGCGAAGCAUAUCAAGCCCAAGUUCCUGACUGGGCUCCGCCCACUGAAGUCAAAACCGACAACGGGGGUUGUUCUGAUUGUGCCGACUCUCAGUUGAAAUCACAAACUGCUUCUAGAAAGAGAAAACAAGAGUUUUCAUCAUAAACGUUACGUACUGGUGGAGCUAGAAGUCUACAGUGAUUUGACACAUUCAUAUAUAUACCGAUCAGACUGAUAACAAUAAAGGGAUGGACUUGGUAUGUAAAUCUUAGAAUUGCAACUCAUGAAAACUUCUGCAUCUACCUGUGCUUCUGAAUCCUAAAUCCUACUCGCUUAUCCAGUUUUGGGCCCAUAGCAUUGAUUAGCAUGAUACCCUUAAUUAAUGCAGUUCCCUACUUUCCCUAUCUCUAUGCCCCUUAGCCUUCAAAUUGCUUAUCCAGUUUUGAGCUUAACAUUAAUUUAGCCUCUAGUGCGCCUAGUACGUUUGCCCCAUCCUUUUGGCUACUUAGCCCUACCGAGCUAGCUAGCUCACUCAAUCGCCAUCAUCAUCCAUCUUCGUUUCUUCCUCCUCCCAUUUCAAUCCUUUCCUCAUUAAUUAAUCAGUGGUCGUUGUAGUGAUCGUCAUGCUCUUCAAUUCGCAAUUGCAAACUGAGUGACUGGUUUGCAGUGACCCCACUAUCAAGCAUCAACCGAACUAGUAGUGCCCGCAACAGCAAGCUCACUACAGAGUGCAUUUAUUUGACAACUGUGGGUCAACAAGUCAUCAACCACCACACACAAUGAUAGAGCUGCAUAGAAUUAUUCAGAUCUUGUCAAAAGAAUUCCUCCUCCCUGGCCACCAAGAAUAUAUUGGGAUUUAACUCCAAUAAGCGUCGGCGGGAUUCGAACCCGGGUAUGGGGGUUCCACACCUGGAGGCUUUUACCAACUCGACUACAUGUGGUGGUUUAUUCACUUUGUUUAUUGCUUUGCUUUGUGUUGGCAAAUCUAAAAGCAAAGUCACUUGUUUCUUUCGCUUUCGACCCAUUAUCCUUGUGUGUACAAUUAGUGCCAGUAAUCCUAUCCCAAUUGGGGGCCAUUACUUGAUUUGUAUUACAUGACCAAUAAAGUUUCUGCUGAUCAUUCCGUCGUUGGAUCCAACUUCAACAACGGGCAAAUUAG